GCCUGAUCCGGUGGGUGUGCGCUUUUUCUUUUACUGUAUUUAAGCUCUCACAUUUAGCAUCUGAUAGCAUUUUUCUGACAGCGCACCCACUGACACGAUGGCGACCAACAACGAGGCUCCUCUGGGCUCCACUGAGAACCCGAUCAAGUUCAAGGACCAGGACUUUGAAACUCUCCAGGCAGAGUGUCUGAAGUCCGGCGUGCUGUUCUCUGAUCCAACCUUUCCAGCGGAGCAGAAGUCCAUCGGAACACCGGAAGACCCGGACCCUAAAAAGGCUAUUCAAUGGAAGAGACCCAAGGAAAUCAGUAAGAACGCUGUGUUUGUCGAGGACACGACUGCAACCACUGAUAUCUGUCAGGGCCAACUUGGUAACUGCUGGCUGCUGGCUGCCCUGUCCUGUCUGACUGCGCACCCCUCGCUCUUUAUGAAGGUGGUGCCACCAAACCAAAGUCUGAGCGACCGUUACGCAGGGAUCUUCCAUUUCAAGUUCUGGCAGUAUGGUGAGUGGGUGGAGGUGGUUGUGGAUGACAGGCUGCCAGUACGCGAAGGCCGUCUGCUCUUCAGCUACUCUCGCACCCGCAAUGAGUUUUGGAGCGCCCUGGUGGAAAAGGCCUAUGCCAAGUUAAUCGGAUCUUACGGGAGCCUGAAGGGAGGCAACAUUUCAGAGGGGAUGGAGGACUUCACUGGAGGCAUCGCCCGCUCGCUGGAGAUCUCUUCUCGUACCCCUCGAGUCCUCUGGAGGUCCUUGGCUGCUGCUCUGUCGCGAGGGAGCCUGCUCAGCUGCUUCAUCCAGGCCAAGAGCGCCUCAGAUAUCGGCAAGGUGACAGGAGAGGGGCUGAUAAAGGGCCAUGCCUACGCCAUAACUGACGCUGACAAGUUGACAAAACCAUCAGAUGAGAUUUUGCUGCUGAGGCUGAGAAACCCCUGGGGUUUUAUCGAAUAUUGCGGACCCUGGAGUGACAAGGGGAAAGAGUGGGAGAACGUGGACCCGACAGAGAAGGAAAGGAUCGAGGUGAAAUGCGUUGAAGACGGAGAGUUCUGGAUCAGUGCCGAGGACUUCUCCAACCUCUUUGAUGUUGUGGAGCUUUGCAGCGUCAAUCCAGACUCUUAUGAUGAAGAAAGCACACUUGCCAGCUGGGCCAUCACCGAACACGAAGGCUGCUGGCUGCUGGGGAGUUCUGCUGGCGGUAGCCGCAAAUAUAACAAAACAUUCUGGAAAAAUCCCCAGUAUACGCUGGUCCUCAAAGAGAAGGACGAGAAUGAGGACGAGGACGAUGACGACGACGUGGGGGACGAUGGCGAGGAUGGCGAUGAUGAAAUGGAAGAUCCGACUGUGACCCCAGAUCCGAAGAAGAAAGCCGAGAAGCAGAAGCAGAAAGUCAAACGUUGCACGGUGCUGGUGGAGCUGCUGCAGAAAAACCGAAGGCAGAGGGAUAAACUCAACUUCCUGCACAUCGCCUUUCACAUCUAUAAGGUUCCUUCUGAGAACACUUGUCUGGACCGCAGCUUCUUUAUGAAGAAUCGCCCAGCGUGUCGUUCUGGGAAGUACAAAGCUCAAAGAGGUGUGUGGAGAAAGAUGCGCCUGGAUCCAGGUACUUACGUCAUUGUGGUAUCCACCUACCGACCCAACAUCCCUGGAGAGUUCUUCGUCCGCACUUUCUCCAAGAUCGGAAACACUCUCGAGACUCAAGACUUUGCCUGCACCUCCAGCUUCUCACAAGUGAUGACCGCUCCUGUCUCCUCAAAGGAUCAAGAGAGAGUGGAGAUGACUUUUGACAAGCAGGCUGGCCUAGAUGACAGGCUGAACGUCAAAGACAUCAUGAAGCUGUUCAACUCAGUUCUUGAGAAAGAUUACCAUCUGCCUUUGGAGACGUGCAGAGAGCUCAUCUUUGGAGAGGAUACUAAAGGGCGCUGCGCUCUCAGCCGUGAGCAAGCAGGAACCCUGCUGGCCAGUGUGCGCAAUCUGCAGUCCAUCUUUUCUCAGUUUGAUGAGGAUUCUUCUGGAAGCAUGAGCCGCUUUGAACUCAGCUCAGCACUGCAGGCUGUUGGAUUCCAGUGCGAUAACAAGGUGGUUGAGCUGCUGUCUGAGCGGUUCACAUCUGGAGAGCUGGACAUGCCCUUCCACGGCUUUUUGUCAUGUGUCACCAGGCUGCGCAAGCUUUUUGCUCUGUAUGAGUCUGAGACCAGCCAGGAGGUGAAAGACAGAAGGAUCAACUCUUGGCUGCUUCAGUUUCUGACAGUGUGACGGCGUUUCAUGAAAAGCUGUUCCACACGGACCCCGAUGAGCUACCGGAGAAAUAUGAGAGAAGCUGCUCUCGCUUGCUGUGCUGUUGUAUUCUUGCAUUCUUGCUUAACUGAGUAGUCCUACAAUUUGUAAUCAAAUCCAGUUAUGUUACUCCACAUGUAAUAAAAGCAGUUUUAGAACCGA
Molecule: messenger RNA, 2428 nt
Organism: Haplochromis burtoni (Burton's mouthbrooder)
Lineage: Eukaryota; Metazoa; Chordata; Actinopteri; Cichliformes; Cichlidae
Gene: capn12
Product: calpain 12
Exons: 22
Coding region: 98-2245 (715 amino acids)
Biological process (GO): proteolysis; negative regulation of apoptotic process
Cellular component (GO): cytoplasm
Molecular function (GO): calcium-dependent cysteine-type endopeptidase activity; calcium ion binding
Source: RefSeq, a predicted model, not a curated record